Acipenser ruthenus (sterlet) is the source of this 4296-nucleotide messenger RNA. Its product is annotated as acyl-CoA-binding domain-containing protein 4-like. NCBI's taxonomy places the organism in Eukaryota, Metazoa, Chordata, Actinopteri, Acipenseriformes, Acipenseridae. The transcript has 10 exons. Gene Ontology annotation, biological process: fatty acid metabolic process. The record is from RefSeq and is a predicted model, not a curated record. Gene Ontology annotation, molecular function: fatty-acyl-CoA binding. Bases 238 to 1365 code for a protein of 375 amino acids.
AGUCUCAGAGGUAAACAUCCUCGCCCACAGGGUAAAGGGCAAAGUCAGCUGAUGUAUUCGGUACCGCGUACUUAUAAUAUUUACUGAUAUUAUUAUUAUUAUUAUUAUUAUUAUUAUUAUUAUUAUUAUUUCUGUGUGUAAGUUAAACACACAGGCGAUCUCGACAUGGCGGUAUAAAGACACACUGACGGGCGGUAUCUACGCCAUGCACAGUGCUGCUGUCUGACGGGUGCAGUGAUGGCUCAUCCAGAGCAGGACUGUGAGAAGCGUUUCCAGGCUGCCGUUGGUGUCGUGCACAGCCUGCCCAAGAAAGGAGUCUACCGGCCGUCCCACGAGGUCAUGCUCCGAUUUUACAGCUUCUACAAGCAGGCCACCUGCGGGCCCUGCGCAGCCCCCCGGCCCGGGUUCUGGGACCCCAUCGGCCGCUACAAGUGGGACGCCUGGAAGCGGCUGGGAGGCAUGAGCAGGGAGGGGGCGAUGAGGGAGUACGUGGAGGAGAUGAAGAGAGUGGCUCAGGAGCAGGUCAUCGACACCGUGCCCAUGAAUGAGAAGACAGCCUCCAUGUUCCAUCACUUCCAGCCUCUCUACCACGUGAUCCACGACAUGCCCAGGCCUCCAGACACUCUCCUCCAGCAGACCGGGGGUGAGCUGGAGGGCAGCGUACGUGACGAGUGGAGUGGGGAUUGUGAACCCCAGGGGAACGGGCCGGUGUGGGGGGUCAGCGGACAGCCAGACGCAAGGGCGGAGUUUAACCAGGAGAGUAACCAUGUGACCAGCGACUCGGAGAGCGAGGUGUUCUGUGACACCAUGGAGCAGCUGGACACCGACAAGCAGGGGGAGCCCCAGAGUGAUUCUUCAGCAUCAGAGCUCCAGAGUCCGCUCAACCCUAUCGCCGCGGCAACACAGGCAGGGGCGGGCCAAGGCGGAGAGAGGGCAGGCCCAGGAGGUGAGGGGGCGGGCCCCGGAGAGGGAGAGCCAAUGAGGAAGAAGGGAGCUUUGGGGGACGGACGGCAGAGUCACAGGAGUGAGAGACGCCAGCGGAGCUCAGGGGGCGUGGUCAGGGAUGAGAGGGGUGUGGCAGGAGCAGGGGGAGGGGCUGGGGAAGGAGGACCUGAGAGAGGACACCCUGGCGCUCUGGAGCAGCAGAUCGCCCUGGCACUGCAGAGGCUGCAGGAGGACAUGCGCUGCGCCAGGGACAGGCUGCAUGCACUGGAGCAGAGAGCAGACAUGCAGCAGGGCCCCUCCUGGUGGCUGCCUGCUCUCUCUGGACGCUCCCUCAUCUUCCUCCUGCUCUGGCCCUUCCUGGCUCAGUGGCUGACUCACCUCCUCCGACGCGGGCGCAAGAAGAUGCAGAGAGCAACAUGAGAGGAGAACCCAGCCCAGCCCAGCCCAGCCCAGCCCAGCUAUAAAGUGUACAUUUACUUUGCAUAUAAUUAGGCUAAUUUUGCUGCAAAACUGUUUUUCUGAUUUUUAGUUAGUGACAGUUUCGUGGUCACACACAUUUCAUGUUUUCCAGCCUGUGAACCAGAAGGCUGUUGCACGCAAUGCUUCAGUCAGCCUUUACAGCGACCAGCUGCUCUGUCACAUCAGGGUUUGACUGAAGGACCAGAGAGAGCUGGCUCAGAGCUGCCUGUCCGUUCAGGGUCUAAAGGUGCAGAAACACUAAGAGAAACGAAACUCUUUCAGUCCUGAAUUGUUUGUGUUACUUUUUCAUGAAAAAAAAAACUUCUUGUCGAAAUGUUUGUCAUUUGUUUAGUUUCGUUCAGUGUUACUCAGUUCAGCUCUAGUGGGUGUUUAAUAUAAAGAUAAUCACAGUUUGAAAACAUGUUAUUUCCUCUCACCAGAGAGACAUCGUUCUCUUAGUCAGUUUCAUGCUGUCUGUCGAUUUUUAACUUUUCCAGACGUUUUGAUUUCUGCGUUGGCUCCUGUGAAGUGCAGCUCAUCUUUCCACUUCCUGUGUUCAAGACCCCCUGUGGUUUCCUGUGGGGGUCUUACAGCAGUGUCACACAGGAAGUGAACUGGUAGUGUUGUAGCUGGGAAUAAAAUGUGUAUUAUUGGAAGUCGGGAAUGUUUCUAGGAGAAGAGAUUCUGCACCCCUCAGCACCCAGCAGUGUUUAAAUCUUUUCAUGAUUGCAAAAAUGCACUUUGAGAGAAAUGCUGGUCUGCUGUACGUUGGUAAAGCUGGUUAUUAAACACAGAGUUUCAAAAACGAGUGCUGUGCCGUGUGAUUCAGCUGAGCUGAGUGAAGCGGAGUCCGGUUUCAGUGGUUCAGUUUCAGUGGUUCAGUUUCAGUGGUUCUGACGGUUCAGUUUUAGUGGUUCUGACGGUUCAUUUUCAGUGGUUCAGUUUCAGUGGUUCUGACGGCUCAUUUUCAGUGGUUCAGUUUCAGUGGUUCUGAUCGGGUUCAGUUUCAGUGGCUCAGUUUCAGUGGUUCUGACGGCUCAGUUUCAGUGGUUCUGACUGGGUUCAGUUUCAGCGGCUCAGUUUCAGUGGUUCUGACCGGGUUCAGUUUCAGUGGCUCAGUUUCAGUGGUUCUGACGGCUCAGUUUCAGUGGUUCUGACCGGGUUCAGUUUCAGUGGCUCAGUUUCAGUGGUUCUGACCGGGUUCAGUUUCAGUGGUUCAGUUUCAGUGGUUCUGACGGCUCAGUUUCAGUGGUUCUGACGGUUCAGUUUCGGUGGUUCUGACGACUCAGUUUCAGUGGUUCUGACGGUUCAGUUUCAGUGGUUCUGACGGUUCAGUUUCAGUGGUUCUGACGGCUCAGUUUCAGUGGCUCAGUUUCAGUGGUUCUGACCGGGUUCAGUUUCAGCGGCUCAGUUUCAGUGGUUCUGACCGGGUUCAGUUUCAGUGGCUCAGUUUCAGUGGUUCUGACGGCUCAGUUUCAGUGGUUCUGACCGGGUUCAGUUUCAGUGGCUCAGUUUCAGUGGUUCUGACGGCUCAGUUUCAGUGGUUCUGACCGGGUUCAGUUUCAGUGGUUCAGUUUCAGUGGUUCUGACGGCUCAGUUUCAGUGGUUCUGACCGGGUUCAGUUUCAGUGGCUCAGUUUCAGUGGUUCUGACCGGGUUCAGUUUCAGUGGUUCUGACCGGGUUCAGUUUCAGUGGUUCAGUUUCAGUGGUUCUGACGGCUCAGUUUCAGUGGUUCUGACCGGGUUCAGUUUCAGUGGCUCAGUUUCAGUGGUUCUUCCCGGGUUCAGUUUAAGUGGCUCAGUUUCAGUGGUUCUUCCCGGGUUCAGUUUCAGUGGCUCAGUUUCAGUGGUUCUGACCGGGUUCAGUUUCAGUGGCUCAGUUUCAGUGGUUCUGACCGGGUUCAGUUUCAGUGGCUCAGUUUCAGUGGUUCUGACUGUGUUCAGUUUCAGUGGCUCAGUUUCAGUGGUUCUGACCGGGUUCUCUUUGGGUUUCACCGUCACUCUGGUCCUGUGUGACAGCACAAGCACGUCAGACUGACUGCAGCUGUUUUAUUUGCACACAAGUCAGGCCUUCAUCUCACUGUGAAGUUUUACAGUGGAGUGCUUGGGUUGACUCGGAGAGGCAUGAAUGAUCAUUUCCAAUUACAGCCCAUCCAGCCCCAACACAGCUUCUGCGUCUAAAGGCUGCUCCCUACACUGUAAUCACAGCACACACGAAGCGAUACGGUCCAGGACCCAGACUCCCCUGCAAACCAGCGCCAGGAAGUGCACUUCAACCAAGAGAGCAUCAGUGAAGACACUGAAGAAAACUGCUGCGGCCUCUUCAGUGGGAGCUACUCUGUAAAGAGCAUCUGCAAACCCAGGGUCUUACAGAGGCAAAAGCUAAGCCUGUAGCUCCCUUCCUCCAGAGCAAGACACCCAGUAACCCCACACACUGAGUGCUGGUCAUGUGCUGAGAGGGAGCAGGCUGCAGAGAGAGAGGCAGGGUGCGGGUCCACUCUCGCACAGCAGCUGCACCCAGCGACCCCCAGGGUUUACUGCAAUAACCAAGACCUGCAUCUGCCCUCCGCCCUGCCCUGCCCUCUGCCCUGCCCUCCACCCUCCCUGCUGCUCCCUACUGCAGUGCAGUUUUACGUUUGACUCUUGCUAACCAGUGGGGACUGCCUAUCUUCAGAUGUCACUGCCCGUUUACAGUGGAAUAGCCCACAAAGCUGUCUGAUUUAAUUUAUAUUAGGGGCAGUGGUGGUGGUAAAAUGAUUGGAAUACAGACUCCCUCCCUCCCUUAUCUCUCUUCUCCUCCCUCCCUCCACUUGUCAUGAAGGACCUUCUUAGCACAAUUUAUAAAAUGCAUUCAGAACCUGCAUUGAAUUUAUUUUUUAACGCCCCCCCCCCC